Lottia gigantea (owl limpet) is the source of this 528-nucleotide messenger RNA. RefSeq lists its product as hypothetical. The transcript has 4 exons. The coding region runs from base 1 to 528 and encodes 175 amino acids. Gene Ontology annotation, cellular component: nuclear periphery; anaphase-promoting complex. The record is from RefSeq and is a predicted model, not a curated record. Lineage: Eukaryota; Metazoa; Mollusca; Gastropoda; Lottiidae. Gene Ontology annotation, biological process: protein K11-linked ubiquitination; anaphase-promoting complex-dependent catabolic process; positive regulation of mitotic metaphase/anaphase transition.
AUGAACACAAACAGUAAGUUAUCUUCAGACGUAUUUUGUAAAUCCAAUGAACACAAACUUCAUCUGAUACUAGAUAUAAGUUACUAUGACAAGAAAGUACUAUCACUAUUGUUGGUAGAAGAUAUUGAAGAUGGUAGACCAGUUUUAGUACAAUUACCAUUUACUGUUCUUAAAGAUACCAUCUUUACUAAAUUAUCAUCUACCGAAAAUAUCACUCAAAAUGUAAAUAAAGUAGAUGUUGGUCCAUUAAUACCAAAAUAUUCCUACAGACAUUUAGAGAAUAUGCAAGCUCAUUCAUUCGCUGUUAGUGGAACUCGAAAAACUGCUACUGUGCUCUACUCUUCAAAAAGAAGAGUAAGAAUAUUUAUGUUAGAUGGGGAAGAGGAAGAUGAUAGUGAUGAAGAUGAAGAGGAAGAAGAAGAAGCAGAUAACAGUAAUCUAGAAGUUAAUGAAAAUGAAAAUACUAAUAAUUUAGAUACUAGUACACCAAUGGAAGAAGAUGAAAAUAAAGAAAAUACUUCUGUUUGA